This is a messenger RNA of Neoarius graeffei (lesser salmon catfish), 1347 nucleotides long. RefSeq names its product complement component 1, q subcomponent binding protein (gene c1qbp). NCBI's taxonomy places the organism in Eukaryota, Metazoa, Chordata, Actinopteri, Siluriformes, Ariidae. Gene Ontology annotation, cellular component: mitochondrial matrix. The coding region runs from base 111 to 983 and encodes 290 amino acids. The transcript has 6 exons. The record is from RefSeq and is a predicted model, not a curated record. Gene Ontology annotation, biological process: cytosolic ribosome assembly.
UUCCGGUGCAGAGUUCAUAUGUGAGGUCAUAGUGUCCUUCCACACGUGUUUCGAGCACAUUCUGUGGGUUCUGGUUGCUGGUGAGGAGUGAAGUGAAGAGAAGUGCAGCCAUGCUGAAAUCUUUAACACGCGCUGUUAGCAUCGCGGCUCGCUUGAGCACGAACAAGGCCCCGAGUGGGUCUGUGUGCCGCGCCGCCGGGCCGCUCUUCACCUCCGCGCUGUGCGCUCCGACCUCGGCUACGACGCGGCCGUUCACCCGCUCGCUAUGGAUGAUGUGCAACAACAGUGCGGCGUCCGACCGCAGAGGCAAACUGCUCGUUUCCAAACACACACUCCCGUCCUGCGGCUGUGGAGGCCUUCAUACAGAAGGUAAAGUCGGAGGUGACAAAGCAUUUGCAGAAUUUCUCUCAGAUGAAAUCAAAGAGGAGAAGAAGAUCCAGAAAAACAAGACGCUUCCUAAAAUGUCUGGAGGAUGGGAGCUCGAGCUGAAUGGCACUGAAGCAAAACUUUCUCGCUCCCUCUCUGGAGAGAAAGUGACGAUCACCUUCAACAUUAACAAUAGCAUUCCCCCAAACCUGGAGGAAGAGCCAGAGCAGGCUGAGGACAAUGAGCCAGACGUCGUAUCCACACCUAACUUUGUCGUUGAGGUGACUAAACAGGGGGCAAAGAAUUCCUUGGUGUUUGAUUGCCAUUUUCCAGAGGAUGAGAUUGGCCAUGGUGAGGAAGAGGACGAGAGCAAUAUUUUCACCAUCCGUGAAGUCAGUUUCCAGCCUGAAGGAGAGGAGGACUGGAAGGAGACGAGCUACACCCUCAACACAGACUCUCUGGACUGGGCUCUUUAUGAUCAUUUAAUGGACUUCUUGGCUGAUCGUGGUGUUGACAACACCUUUGCAGAUGAGCUGAUUGAGCUGAGCACAGCACUAGAGCAUCGGGAGUACAUCAAGUUCCUGGAGGAUCUCAGCGGUUUCGUCAAAUGCCACUGAUCAGAUUGUGUGCGGUUGUUGUCUUCUGUGCAGAUAAUAGGAAAUGCUAACAAUAAAAGACGUAGUACGAAACUUUUAUACUUUUUUUUUUGUAUUUUGAAUAAAUUAAGUGUAGUAUAUGGUCUUUGAAUGUACAUGUUGAGCUGUUAAUUUAUGGAACUUGAUGUAUGGAACUUAAGGUUGGAAACACUUUUAGAAACCUUUAAUCUAGCACUGGGCUUAAUUUGUGGUGGGGAUGUGUCAAACUAUAUUUGCAGGGAAAAUAAUUGUGCAAAGUUCCUCACGAUUUGGAAAUGCUCAUCAAAGGAAACAUCCUUCCAUCAAUAGUGUCCUCAAAAAUAAAAUUCACACACCUGAGUAUGAA